Menidia menidia (Atlantic silverside) is the source of this 1381-nucleotide messenger RNA. The record is from the annotation of a GenBank genome assembly. Lineage: Eukaryota; Metazoa; Chordata; Actinopteri; Atheriniformes; Atherinopsidae.
CUGCUUUGUGGCAAAGUGGAGGCCCAAAAGAGGAAGAGCAGAGAACUUUUGUCUUCCCCAGAGUUUAAUGAAGUUGGCCUGGUCACUCAAGAAAGGAUUAAAAGAGAAUUUAGUGUCACUGAUCUGUGGCUGCUGGAGAGGGAACUCGAGUGUUGGGGUCAGUGUGAGAGCAGCAUGGUCUCAGUCCAGAGCUGCACCAGGAGGAAUAUGGCUGGCUUCCCUCCCUCUUUACCGGGCUUCGGAAGCUCAGGAAAGAGCUUUCUUAUCGACAAUCUGCUGAAGUCCCAGGCGGCGUCGGGCCGCGCUGAAGGAGCGGCGAGUGGGCACCUGAGGCGGACAGUAUGCGAACGGCCGAAGAGAACCUGGGGUCAGCAAAGCCUGGCCCAGGCUCCCCAGCAGGUGAAAGACGCAGGGAGACAACUUCUGCCCGGUUCAGGUGUGCUGGGCAGAGUUUUCCUGCAGAGCCCGCAGUAUCUGCUGGCGUGCUGCGGUGGGUCCAGCCCCCCCCCCGUCUUCUCCAAGGGAGCAAACGUUCAAAUGUGGUCGGCCAAUGUAAGUCCUAAGUCGCGCAGAGGGAUCCUCAGGAGGGCUGUUUUCUCUGAAGAGCAAAGAAAGGAGCUGGAGAGAACUUUUCGGAGACAGAAGUACAUCAGCAAAACAGACAGGAACAAACUGGCUGCUGAUCUCAGUCUCAAAGAGUCACAGGUGAAGAUCUGGUUUCAAAACCGACGCAUGAAAUGGAGAAACUGCAAGGAGAAGGAAGUUCACCACAUCCGCUCCCCAAUGGAUGAGCUGAUGGCGAGGGGCCUUUCGCAAGAUGAAGAACCAUCACACAAUCACACCCGUGCGAAGGCAGAGAGCCCGCCAGCACAGAGGAGCACCGCGGACACAAAGGACUCACUGACCAGAUGACACCAAACCAGUGACUUUCUCCCAAUCACAAGACACUCAGAAGAGACUAUAGCAGGGUUCUAGAGAUGUUUGGAUGGAAUACAUUGUUCGUGUGUACUAACAGUGAUAAUAAUAUGUUUUCAGUACAUAUCUAUAUAUAUUUCAUUCAUGUAUUUACAUUCCACUGAUCUGAUUAACUGAAUUAUUUAGGAUUUCACUCACUUCGGUGAACAAUUUCACGGUUAUCACAAUGGCAAAUCUUUCUAAGAAAGAUUUCCACACUUCAGUUGUAAUUGCAAUCACUGAAAGGCCAAAAUGAGUCAUUUCAUUUACUGUAUUUUAAUGCAACUAUAAUGUAUAGGCGGUAUUUUGUUUGGGCUUUACACUAACACUAAUCUAAAAAUAUUUUUUAAAUUGUGUUGAAGGUACAUUUUAAUUGGUUCAUGUUGUAAAUAUAUUUUCUGAGACUUGGAUGCACAAAUCACUGUAA